Pieris rapae (cabbage white) is the source of this 1043-nucleotide messenger RNA. RefSeq names its product malectin-A. Gene Ontology annotation, molecular function: carbohydrate binding. The record is from RefSeq and is a predicted model, not a curated record. NCBI's taxonomy places the organism in Eukaryota, Metazoa, Arthropoda, Insecta, Lepidoptera, Pieridae. The transcript has a single exon. The coding region runs from base 204 to 995 and encodes 263 amino acids. Gene Ontology annotation, cellular component: membrane.
AUUUGAUUGCUUGGUGGCCGCUGCUUGCUGAAUGCUUCUUGCCGGCUAUUGCUGUAACCCGAAUAAAAUUAGCAUUAAUUUAAUUCAAUUCAUGGUUAUAGAAGUAAUUUAUGAAAUAAAAUGUGUUGAGUAAAGUGACUUCUACUAGUGGAUUUAUUUUUUUAAGAAAAUAUUGUGAUCAGAAUACAAUUAUAGUAAAAAAUAUGUAUGGGAUAGAAGUCUGCACGAUUUUCUUAUUUAUAAUCAACUAUGUGACUGGCUUGGGAGAAAUAAUAUAUGCCGUUAAUGCUGGAGGACCGGCACAUACCGAUAUUUAUGGUAUUCACUAUGAAAAGGAUCCAUUACAAGGAAGAAUUGGUACCGCUUCCGACUAUGGCAAGCAGUUUGUCAUGAUCGGCAGAGUGAAUUCUAAAGAUGAAAUAUUAUAUCAAACUGAACGUUAUCAUCAUAGCACGUUCGGGUAUGAUAUUCCAGCUAAUAAAGAUGGUGACUAUGUCUUAGUGCUCAAAUUCAGUGAAGUCUAUUUCAACGCUCCAAAUAUGAAAGUCUUUGAUGUUGUUUUAAAUGGGGACCAUACUAUAGUAGCUGACUUAGAUAUUUUUGAUAAAGUUGGCCGUGGUGUUGCACAUGAUGAGUAUAUUCCAUAUUCAAUAAAGAAUGGUAAACUUUAUUACAAUGAUGAAGAAUCUGAUAUAAGAGGAAGUAAAAUCAAAGUUGAAUUUAUUAAAGGAUACAGGGAUAAUCCUAAAAUUAAUGCGUUAUAUGUUAUGAGGGGAAGCAUAGAGGAAGUUCCCAAGUUGCCACCAAUAGUGUGGCCUGAAACUGAGGCUGAAGAACCACGAGAAGCACAAGAGGAAAAGGUCACUAAGUCAAAAAGAGCAAGUGGACCUAAACAGCCAGACCCAUAUUCUAUAGAUGAUAGUUCAGUAAUGGUGCCUCUAUUCAUUACAAUUGGUGCUUUUCUACCACUAUUAUUUUGCCUAUGCAAACUUUAAAUGUAGUCUUUUAGUAAAAUCAUUUCAUUAUAUUUCUAUCAUCUCCAG